This is a messenger RNA of Branchiostoma belcheri (Belcher's lancelet), 3301 nucleotides long. Its product is annotated as ras-specific guanine nucleotide-releasing factor RalGPS2-like. Gene Ontology annotation, biological process: positive regulation of GTPase activity; Ras protein signal transduction. The coding region runs from base 475 to 2223 and encodes 582 amino acids. Gene Ontology annotation, molecular function: guanyl-nucleotide exchange factor activity. The record is from RefSeq and is a predicted model, not a curated record. NCBI's taxonomy places the organism in Eukaryota, Metazoa, Chordata, Leptocardii, Amphioxiformes, Branchiostomatidae. Gene Ontology annotation, cellular component: plasma membrane. The transcript has 19 exons.
UCACGCCUGUCCGCCAUGAUGGAUGUUCUCAGCCAUGGAACGGUACGUGUGCACAGUUCGCGGUGACGUCACGGAAAGCGGGAUGUUGAUGUUUUGGAAGUGGGCCGCGGUGCUGAUGUAAAAGUUAGCCGGUUUCUCUGUUCUCUGGCGAGCGUUAGACGCUGUUUCUGAGCUCGGGGGGCGUGUUGGGGCGUCCGGCGGUGCCUGUUGUAGGUGUUGCGGCCGUGCACGUGGCUGGAAUAAUGGAGGCGUGACAUCAUCUGUGUGCUAAGCGGGCGGGAACAAUGACAUGUACGCAGGGUGUUAGCUAGGUGUGAAGUCUGCCCCCCUCCCCACCGGAACGGAACCUACAACUGUCGUCUGCACGGCACAACAACAGAGGAACUACACACAACACACGCCAGGCUGCUGCAGGGCCACUGCUGAGGUGGGAUGGAUGUUUGUUAGUUAGUUAGUACGUUCCUGGCCGCUGCGAUGGACUGCCAGCUGCCCCACCUCCCGCUGCAUUACGAUGACUCGCCUGACUCUCCACCAAUCGACAGGCUCACAAAUGGUUACCAUAGCGAUGACCCCGACCAUGGGAGGUCGUCGCCCGAACGUUACCUCAAGGUGUCAGACGUACAUAACAGCCACAGUGCGGACUCGCUGAGUCAGAGGGACUCCGGUACAAGAUGGACUCUCCCGCGGCUGAAAAGCUACGAUGCAGUUGUCUUCGACGCUCUCAAAGUUUCCCCGGAGGAGUUCGCUUCCCAAAUCUCGCUGCUGGAUCUGCCAGUCUUUAAGGCCAUCAGUCCAGAGGAGCUGCUAAGCUGCGCAUGGAAUACGAAGGAGAAAGUGCGGCACUGUCCGAAUGUUGUAAACAUGACCAGGAGGUUUAACCAUGUGAGUUUCUGGGUGGUGCGAGAAAUCCUGACAGCGCAGACCUUAAAGAUUCGAGGGGAGACGCUGAGCCACUUUAUAAAGAUAGCCAAGAAACUGUUUGAGUUGAACAACAUCCACUCCACCAUGUCGGUGGUGUCUGGACUUCGCAGCGCUCCCAUCUUCAGACUCAACAAGACUUGGGCACUCCUAUCCAGAAGAGACAAGGCAGUUUUUGACAGGUUAGCUGAGGUUCUAACAGAAGACGAGAACAGACAAAGACUCAGAGACUACAUGGAGGACAUCCGGCUGCCCUGCAUCCCUUACCUGGGUAUGUACCUGACGGACCUGACGUACAUCAACGCGGCCCAUCCGCACUCCGGCGGUCUGGAGAGCGACCAGAGGAGAACAAAGAUGAACAACAUCUGCAGAAUCAUCUCCGAGUACCAGCAGUCCAGCUACGACCACCUGCCAGUCCUGGGGCAUGUGCAGAACUACCUGCGAUCCGUGCACUACAUCGAAGAGCUGGAGAAGUUUGUGGAAGACGACAACUACAAGUUGUCCCUGAAAAUUGAGCCAGGCAACAGCAGGCUACACAGAACAGCGAAAGACGACUUAUCAGUGAACGGCAAGUCGGCUCUGACCCAGAAGGCGUCCCUCCAGUGCACUCCGACCUCUAACCCCCGCUUCGUGCCCACACAUCGCAAGAGCCGCAGCCUCGGCACGAACUUCCUGUGCCAUACAGUCCAAGCAGAGGCAAAGAGCCCGCCUCCCCCCGCGGGUGCCAAUGGUUCGCGCCAUCUCCUUGACGACAGCGUUCUGGAAGAGUCUCCUGUGGCGUCCAUCGAGGGUUCUGUUAACGGCAUCUCUCUAGGAAGCAGCGAAGGGUCAGAGGUCAGCGAUGAGCAAGAAAUCUUCAACCCGGACAGCUCGUACUGUGAGAGUCCUGAGUCCGACACGCCCGGAGACGUGGCAGCUUCUCAGUUCCCUAUACAAGGGUUCUUGAGACGAAAGACGAUACUGAAGAACGGCAGCAAGCCUCGCGUGGCGCCGUGGACGCGGUACUGGGUGGCUCUCUGGGGGACUUCGCUGAUCUACUACGCAGCUAAAUCACUGCGGGGGCAGGACAGGCAUCAUUUUAAGUCCACCCCAGGAAAGAUUGUGUCUGUUGUCGGCUGGAUGGUGAUCCGGGGAGACAAUCCGGUCCAGCCCGACAUUUUCCUCCUCACAGACUCCGACAAAGGAAACACGUACAAGUUCCAGGCAGGAAGCCAGCUGAAUGCCCACCUGUGGUACCAGCACCUGGGCGAGGCUACCAAAGGGGCGCAGAAACAGGGGCCAACAAACCUCAUGUCAUUCGAAUGACCACAGAUGGACUACGCGUAUCGUUCCAACGACCAUAAAAGGACUACGCGUGUCAUUCAAAUGACCACAGAUGGACUACGCGUGUCGUUUUUAUGACCAAAGACGAACCACGCGUCGUUCAAAUGACCCCGGAUGGACUUGAAACUUGAAACUACUUGUGUCGUUUGAAUGACCCCGGAUGGACUAACUAAAGCCAAGGCUGCUGCAACUUUAACCGACUCGCUGGUGCUAUAGAGGGACUUUAACAUCUCAGAAUGCUGCAAUACGAAAUGCUCCUGUACUGAUGUGCAAUGGUGCAUAACAGAACCUACGGUGCAAUUCAGCUGGUCAGUGUUGUAUUGUACAGCUAUGCACUGUGUAAGGAAACACUGCCAGUAAAUACUACAUACUAAAGUACUACUGGCCAUUCAUGUGUGGGGAAACAGGAAACACCACAGACUUCAGUACUACUGGCCAUUCAUGUGUGGGGAAACAGGAAACACCACAGUCUUCAGUACUACUGGCCAUUCAUGUGUGGGGAAACACCACAGACUUCAGUACUACUGACCAUUCAUGUGUGGGGAAACAGGAAACACCACAGUCUUCAGUACUACUGGCCAUUCAUGUGUGGGGGAAACCCCACAGUCUUCAGUACUACUGGCCAUUCAUGUGUGGGGAAACACCACAGACUUCAGUACUACUGGCCAUUCAUGUGUGGAGAAACACCACAGACUUCAGUACUACUGGCCAUUCAUGUGUGGGGAAACAGGAAACACCACAGACUUCAGUACUACUGGCCAUUCAUGUGUGGGGAAACAGGAAACACCACAGACUUCAGUACUACUGGCCAUUCAUGUGUGGAGAAACACCACAGACUUCAGUACUACUGGCCAUUCAUGUGUGGGGAAACACCACAGUCUUCAGUACUACUGGCCAUUCAUGUGUGGGGAAACAGGAAACACCACAGUCUUCAGUACUACUGGCCAUUCAUGUGUGGAGAAACAGGAAACACCACAGACUUCAGUACUACUGGCCAUUCAUGUGUGGAGAAACAGGAAACACCACAGUCUUCAGUACUACUGGCCAUUCAUGUGUGGGG